Rhipicephalus sanguineus (brown dog tick) is the source of this 687-nucleotide messenger RNA. RefSeq lists its product as uncharacterized. The transcript is spliced from 2 exons. NCBI's taxonomy places the organism in Eukaryota, Metazoa, Arthropoda, Arachnida, Ixodida, Ixodidae. The coding region runs from base 1 to 687 and encodes 228 amino acids. The record is from RefSeq and is a predicted model, not a curated record.
AUGGACGCGACCACAAGCGACAGACCGACGAUCGGCGCAGAGGGCAUCGCCACGGUGCAGAUUCACCUGCCGUCGUUUUGGCCCCAGAAUCCUGCAGCCUGGUUCACGCACGUGGAGGCCAUCUUUGCCCUUCGGCGCAUUACCUCGCAACAAGCAAAGCGUCUCCAGCAGCUUCUCAACGAAGAGGAGCUCGGCGACCGGCGACCGUCAGAACUGCUACGUCGCAUGCAGCAGAUUCUCAGUGGCUGUAAGUUGGAUGUAAACAGCCCGCUGCUGCGAGAACUGUUUUUCCAGCGCCUGCCACAGAAUGUAGUCCUUGCCUUGGCUACCGCACCUGACGACCUGCCCCUCGACAAGCUGGCGGAGCAGGCCGAUCGCGUCGCUGACUAUGCAGUAGGAGGUACUGUGGCUACUGCAUCUAGCGUUCCGUUGUCGCAACUCGAGGACCGGCAGUCUCGCCUGGAGCAACUGAUCGACGACCUCGCCGAGACUGUUAAUGCCCUACGGCCACCGUCUCACCCUCGUCGACGAGACCGCGAUUACCGUCCCAGAUUGUCUCCGAGGUCUAGCUCCCGUUUCGGUCCUCGUCGACGCGUCUACUGCUGGUAUCACAGCAACUUCGGUGCCAGCGCGCGUCAGUGUCGUCCUCCUUGCAGCUGGCAGGGAAACGUACCGCAGAGCCACUGA